This is a messenger RNA of Silurus meridionalis, 1102 nucleotides long. It is a transcript of the gene hcar1-3, whose product is annotated as hydroxycarboxylic acid receptor 1-3. The coding region runs from base 120 to 1094 and encodes 324 amino acids. The record is from RefSeq and is a predicted model, not a curated record. Lineage: Eukaryota; Metazoa; Chordata; Actinopteri; Siluriformes; Siluridae. Gene Ontology annotation, molecular function: G protein-coupled receptor activity. Gene Ontology annotation, cellular component: membrane. The transcript is spliced from 2 exons. Gene Ontology annotation, biological process: G protein-coupled receptor signaling pathway.
UCGGAGGACUGAUUAAGACUCAACUGCUUUUCUCUCAUCAGCUCUUGAAGUGUGCUUCAAAAGAGGAAGUUAAAAUCGCACUUGCAGGCACAUGUAUUAGGACAUCAUCUACUAAGACCAUGCAGUUCAAUAACAAUAGUACUUGUAAUGCUAGCGGAGGAAAAGUUGACCCCGCCAUUCUCCCUCCUUUACUUAUAUGCGAGCUCUUGCUUGGCCUGCCAGGAAACUUGAUGGCGCUUUAUGUCUUCUGUCGCCAGCUACGGACUUGGAGAACCAACAUCCUGUUUCUCUUCAACCUGCUCCUGGCUGAUUUUUUUCUAUUGCUGAGCAUGCCUUUUCGUAUUGACGCCUAUCUACACUCUGAAAACUGGGUGUUUGGUGACGCUUGGUGUCGGAUCAACCUUUUCAUGCUUGCAGUCAAUCGAUCAGCAAGCAUCAGCUUUAUGACUGCCGUGGCUGUGAAUCGCUAUUUCAAAGUUGUCCAUCCGCAUCAUAAAAUCAAUUACAUUAGCUCAGACAAAGCAGGAGGGAUUGCAUGUUUCAUAUGGGUGACUGUGAUCUUAAUGCGGCUUCCUCUGCUGACUAUUGAACUCCUUAAAAACGAGGGGAAUGCUUCUUACUGUCGGAGCUUUAGUGGCGAAGAUCCCCCAUUUGCUAUAAAGCUACACUAUGGGAUCUUUUUUGCUGAGUUUUUCCUUCCUUUGUUUAUACUACUCUUCUGUUCUAUUCGGAUUUCCUGCAUAUUACAACAGCGGCAGAUGGACAAAGAGAAGAAGGUGCGACAGGCUAUUUACACCGUUCUAGUCAUUAUUGGGGUCUUCAUCUUUUGCUUCUUCCCUGGAGUGGCCACUGGAGUAGUUGCACUCUAUUUGAAAACCAAGUCAAAUGAAUACUGUGAUGCUUACAAAUUAGUUAGUCAGAUGUUUGUCUUGUCCAUUGGGUUUACAUACAUGAACAGUGCACUGGACCCCGUCAUCUACUGCUUCUCCAGCUCCCUAUUCCGCAAUGCUGUAAAAAAGUCGAUCAAUCAAACUGGAGUGAUGCAAUUACAGCUAAGCCGCCGUGCUAGCACAGCAAAUGGAAGUGAUUACUAACCAGGUCA